AUGGCAGAAAACAGCAGUCCCCUUGCUCUAUUGAAGACGAAGAAAAAUAAAAAAAAAAAUUUAAAUGUUAUUUUUAUUACCCCUUUAGGUGUUGUACCACGUCAGACAAGUGAGCCGCAUAAGACACAGGAAAUUUGGGUUAAUUUUUUGAAAUGGUUUUACGACAAAAAAGAGUCAUAUAACUCAUUUUUCGGCAUUAAUUGGGAUUCAAAGGAGUUUCUUGGUAAUUUUAAAACUGCACUAGAAAGUAGUUAUGAUAGUAACAAGAAUAUAGAAUCCUUUUUGAGUGAUAAGAGAGAAUUAGAAAAAUUAUUGAAAUUACAUUAUUUUGGAGAAAAUGUUGGAGAUAUUAAAACCAUACUGGAUAACCAAAACCAUGGUAGUUACAGAAAUGCGUGUGAAUUUGUCAAUGAAUGUCUUCAUUUAUUUAGGGAGUUAAAACAAAAUUAUUGUAAGAGUGAAAUUGUUCAUUAUAAAAGUAAUAAUGCUGUUUGUAGCAUAUUAGGUGGAUUUGAGGAUACUUAUGAAUAUAAACUUUACACACCUUUAAAAAGCCAUAAUAAAAUGUCGUCCUUAUUGCAAUAUCCAGAAUCAGCACAAGUAAGAUGUGAUAUAAGUGAUUCAUUGUAUUAUACUCCAUUUUGGAGUUUGUAUAAAACCAAUUCGGAGGAAUUUUCAGUAUUAGGAAAUUUUGUUGUUUCUGGUUUUGUCAUGUUUGCUGUGUAUUUAAUUCUGCUAAUUUUGUACAAGUUUACACCCAUCGGAUUGCACUUCAGCCCUGGAGGGCAAAGAAAAGCAAGACGAAUAUGGAGAAAAGUGGAAAUGGAUCAGUUCAGAGAUUCUGGAAGUAGCUUAUAUAGUGAUGAUAGCGAGAGCGUAUAUUCAGACAAUUACGAUGAAUCAUCUAGCACGUUCGUGUAUGGAAAUAAUAGAUAUUAUUAA
This is a messenger RNA of Plasmodium gonderi, 942 nucleotides long. Its product is annotated as variable surface protein. The transcript is spliced from 3 exons. The coding region runs from base 1 to 942 and encodes 313 amino acids. The record is from RefSeq and is a predicted model, not a curated record. Lineage: Eukaryota; Apicomplexa; Aconoidasida; Haemosporida; Plasmodiidae.